Mucor mucedo is the source of this 360-nucleotide messenger RNA. RefSeq lists its product as uncharacterized. Lineage: Eukaryota; Fungi; Mucoromycota; Mucoromycetes; Mucorales; Mucoraceae. The transcript has 5 exons. The record is from RefSeq and is a predicted model, not a curated record. Bases 1 to 360 code for a protein of 119 amino acids.
AUGGAAAACGAUGCGUUUAUCAUCCAAGAAGUGAUCGAAUGCAAUCGAGUAAAUCAAACUGCAAUCUUUAAUGUUCUGCAAAAGAAGCUUUUUACUGUCAACAGGAGUUUUCCCAAAGUCGAUUUACCGAAUGUCUUGACCAAGGAUGUGGCUAUUAUAAGUGAGAGCCAGGAUAACUUCAAAGUGUUUCGAGUUUGCAUGAUUGCCCUUUGCGGACUUUACACGCUGCAUCUUAUUUUAUUUUUUUGUUAUUGGACAUUAUUUGUCGAAUACAGGAACUUUAUUAUCAAGAACAACAGAUUUAUGUUCGGUAACAAUAUGGAUUCUGUCGAAAAAGUAUUUUAUCCAGCGGUGUUGUAG